AUGAGCUUCAAUGAAUACUUCAAGUGUGGACGAUCGGGCCACUGGGCCAGGGAAUGCCCUACUGGUGGAGGUCGGGGUCGUGGAAUGAGAAGCCGCGGCAGAGGGUUCCAGCUUGUUUCCUCAUCGCUUUCUGACAUCCCUUACCGCUGUGAUAAGUCUGGUCAUCUUGCCAAGGAUUGUGAUCUUCAGGAGGAUGCCUGCUAUAACUGUGAUAGAGGCAGCCACAUUGCCAAGCACUGCAAGGAGCCCAAGAGAGAGCGAGAGCCAUGCAACUACAACUGUGGCAAGCCAGGCCAUCUGGCUCGUGAGUGUGACCACGCCGAUGAGCAGAAGUGUUAUUCUUGUGGUGAAUUUGGACAUAAUCGAAAAGACUGCAGCAAGGUGAAGUGCUAUAGGUGUGGUGAAACUGGUCAUGUAGCCAUCCAUUGCAGCAAGACAAGUGACGUCAGCUGUUACCGCUGUGGUGAGUCAGGGCAUCUCUCACCGGAAUGCACAAUUGAGGCUACAGUCUAA
Messenger RNA from Rattus rattus (black rat), 513 nucleotides. RefSeq names its product cellular nucleic acid-binding protein-like. The coding region runs from base 1 to 513 and encodes 170 amino acids. Gene Ontology annotation, molecular function: zinc ion binding; nucleic acid binding. The record is from RefSeq and is a predicted model, not a curated record. The transcript has a single exon. Lineage: Eukaryota; Metazoa; Chordata; Mammalia; Rodentia; Muridae.